Molecule: messenger RNA, 918 nt
Organism: Vitis riparia (riverbank grape)
Lineage: Eukaryota; Viridiplantae; Streptophyta; Magnoliopsida; Vitales; Vitaceae
Product: RNA polymerase II subunit A C-terminal domain phosphatase SSU72
Exons: 4
Coding region: 49-630 (193 amino acids)
Biological process (GO): termination of RNA polymerase II transcription
Cellular component (GO): mRNA cleavage and polyadenylation specificity factor complex; nucleus
Molecular function (GO): RNA polymerase II CTD heptapeptide repeat phosphatase activity
Source: RefSeq, a predicted model, not a curated record
CAGUACCCCUUUCAUCUUAGCUUCGAUCGAUCACCUGUGAACGCGACGAUGAAGUUCCGGUACGCCAUGGUGUGUUCGUCGAACCAGAACCGAAGCAUGGAGGCUCACUCCCUCCUCAAGAAGCAGGGAUUCGACGUGUCAUCCUACGGGACGGGGGCGCACGUCAAGCUCCCUGGACCUUCCCUCAGAGAACCAAACGUCUACGAGUUCGGAACCCCCUAUAAGCACAUGUUCGAUGAUCUCCGCCGCAAAGACCCCGACCUCUACAAGCGUAAUGGCAUCUUGCCAAUGCUUAAAAGGAAUUCAUCAGUCAAAACCGCACCUCAACGCUGGCAAGAUAAUGCUGCUGAUGGGCCAUUCGAUGUGGUAUUCACAUUUGAAGAAAAGGUUUUCGAUAUGGUUGUUGAAGAUCUCCACAAUAGGGAUCAUGUUCUUAUGAAAACUGUUCUGGUGAUCAACUUGGAAGUAAAAGAUAACCAUGAGGAAGCAGCCAUUGGGGCUCGGCUUGCUCUAGAUUUGUGCCAAGAGAUUGAAGCAACUGAAUCAUGGGAGGAUUCAGUUGAUGACGUCGUGUCUGGUUUUGAGAAGCAGCACCGGCGGAAGCUCCUGUACAGCAUCUCCUUCUAUUAAAAUGGUGAAUAUCUACAGACUAAUCACUUCACUGAAACUUCGGACAUCCCUUUGCUGACAUGUUGAUGAUGCCCAUGAAGAUUAAUGUCCAUGCUCUGGAGCUGUUUGAAAAUUUUGAUGGGCUUCUGAUGUUUGUUACACUUCAUGCAUGUAUGUUCUCUUGCUUCAACUUCACUUAGAGAUUUCUUUAAUUCCUUUGCAUUGAUGAUCAGGAGUUAAAAAAGUCAGUAGAGAAACAGUGACUGAAUUGGGCUACUUAAUUUGGAAUGAUGGCUGUUUUUACUUCUU